AUGCCAAUCCCCUUCCCUAAAGUCGGCGCCAACGCCAUUCUCAGUUCGACGAAGACGUCGACCGUCCUCUUCGACAAGAAUGUCGACAUUCCUCUAAAGGACGGCGGUCUGUGCCGCACCAACGUGUACCGCCCGCAUGAGCAAGGCCGCUACCCCGUCUUAAUGACGAUGGGACCCUACGGCAAGGAUGCACCUUACUCCAAAUUCCACACGCGCUCCUAUGCUGAGAUCCCUGACGAGCAAAAGGGCGAGCUUUCAGCUUGGGAGACCCCCCACCCCGAUGUAAGUUUUCGCGUCUAGCGCCUGGAUGGCGGUCGCUUUUUUCAUAAGCCCACUAGGUUUAGUUUUCCUUUUCUGCAGUACUGGGUCCGACAAGGCUACGUCGUCGUCCGCGUGGACGAGCGCGGGAUCGGCUCUUCCCCAGGUUUCCUCGACACCAUGUCGGCUCAAACGUCGAUCGAUUUCUUCGACUGUAUCGAAUGGGCCGCCGACCAAGAGUGGUCCACUGGCAAGGUCGGACUUCUCGGGAUCUCGUACUUCGGAGGAACGCAAUGGCGAGUUGCCGCCCGACGACCCAAGGGUCUGGCCUGCAUCGUUCCUUGGGAGGGAAUGACGGACUAUUACCGUGACCGAUGCCGGCAAGGUGGUAUCCUUUCCAACGGCUUCAUCAAGACGUGGUGGUUCAACCAAGUCGUGACGAUGCAAUACGGUAACCCCGAAAAGCGCCCCCGCGGAUGGGGACCCUUCGGACCCCCUGGACCUCCUCUCGGACCCGAGUGUAUCGAGGGCGAGCUCAGCGAUGAGGAGCGAGAAGCCAAUCGCCACGACCAGACGAUCGACAACCGCAAGAACCGUUACUUGGACGAAGAGUACUACCGCAGUCGUACCUACGACCUCGGAGACAUCGAUGUCCCAACCCUUUCCGUUGCCAACCUCGGUGGCAACACCCUUCACUUGCGCGGCAACGUCGUCGGUUACCUCGAGGCCGGAACAAAGAACAAGUGGCUCUGGUUCAUCGCCGGUCGCCAUGACUUGCCCUUCUUCUUGCCGCACUAUGUACAACUCCAAAAAUCUUGUGAGUAGCAGCAUCAUCCCGGGCUUCCAGGCAACGAAGUGCUCUCUCGGCGGCUGAUUGCGGAUGCCAUUGAACACUUCUCCCUAUCUUCAGUCUUGGAUGCCUGGCUCAAGAACGAGGACGACCGAGGAUGGCAGAAGGGACCGAACAAUGGCGUGCCCGCUGUGAACCUCUUAAUCCGCAAGGGUAACCCUGGAUUUGGAACCCUCGAGGCCGAUGCCACUUUUGAGUCACGAGAAGAGACGUCGUGGCCGAUCGAGCGCACCAAGUACCAGCGACUGAACCUGCACCCCAGCUCGGACCUGAAGAGGCAUUCGAUGAAGCUCGAGCCUGUCCAACAAGAUUCCAAGUUAACGAUUGAUGCCUUGGGUCGAUCGGACCCCUUGAACUUCCAGAUGGUAUUCGACAAGGAGACAGAACUCGCCGGACAUUUGCUCGCGAACUUUGUCGUCGGUGUUGCGCGUCGCGAGGACGGCACUGCGCCGACCGACCUCGAUCUUUUCUGCACGCUACGCCACUUUGACGCCAACGGAAAGCAGAUCUUCUACACUGGUCAUUCCAGCGUUCCCCCUUAUUUGGUAUUUGGGGUAUUCAGUGCUGAGACGAUUGGCUUUUCUAUGCCGUCAGGUACUGCCGGUGAUCCUGUCCCUCUCUGCAAGGGCUGGCUGCGCGCUUCCCUGCGAGCGAUCGACGAGAAGAGUCCGCGCCACAGAGACUGGCUGCCCCACCGCAAUUACUCGAGCAAGGACGUGUCUCUCCUCGAAGCCGACAAGCCUUACAACCUCCUUGUGGAAGUAUGGCCCACAGCGGUCGUCGUCGGCCCCGGAAGCUCCCUCGUGUUCGAGGUGAGCCAGCGACUACAUGUACCCGAAGCCCAGACACGCAAUGAGCUGACAAACGCAUUUUCUCUUGGUUUACUUAGGUCGCGACGGGCGAUACCCAAGGCUGCGGUAUCUUCACCCACGACGAACCGACCGAUCGCAGUGAAGAGUCAUUCGCCGGAAAGAACGUGUUUUACUUCGGCCCCAAGCACGAAAACUGGCUGCAGAUCCCCGUGGUUUGA
Molecule: messenger RNA, 2138 nt
Organism: Microbotryum saponariae
Lineage: Eukaryota; Fungi; Basidiomycota; Microbotryomycetes; Microbotryales; Microbotryaceae
Source: the annotation of a GenBank genome assembly